AUGGGGAAGCUACUGCUCACAAGCGGCCAAGUUCAGGUCUUGCUCUCGUCAGCGUUCGGUAAUGUGACUUCCGUCACAUCAACAUUCCAGCAGCUGACAAGCUUCACAGUGGCAGCAAUAACCUUCUUCCUCUUCCUCGCUGGUUACACAAUCCAGCAACGGUCCAUAGCCGACCUUCAAUCUCAGCUCAAACCACGCAUCCCAAUCGCUCCUAUCUCCGAAUCUGCACAACAACCCCUAUUAGGGCCUCAGCACCCCUCUCGCCUCUUCAAUCCUGAACAAAAUGCUCUCAUAUCUGAACAUACUGCUGCCCAACGACCACAGCAAGUGAAUUGGCAAAAGCUCGCACACGUUCAGAUCGUCACAAAUCACCAUGAUGUCUGUAGUACCAUCAUGUUCUUCGGCGAUCUCGCCCAUCUGAAAUCUCCAGCCCGUCGUAUUCUUCUCUUUCCACAGGCUUGGGCAAUGGAGAAACAAGCUGCCAAACACGACCUGAUAGAUCCUUAUAUGGAUAUCACGCGACGCCUUCUUCGCAGAGCUGCUCGACGCUAUAAUGUCGAGUUGCGACCUAUCCCUUCUUCUGCUGGACAGGAAGAGAAUUCACUUGCCAAUCUCUGGUCUCUGACGGAUCUUGGACGAGUCAUGUUGUUGCAAACGCCGGGCUUAGUGCAGGAUGCCGAAGCUUUGGAUGCCGUUCUGGCAUAUACCAAUCCUGCCCCUAUGACUUUGCUACAGCAAGAUGCAGAUUUAAGCCUCGCAUACGAAGACCUCAUCCUCGCAACCCCAGCCAAAGAGACACAUAGAGUUCUUACUACGACUGGUCUACAUAAUCUCACUACGAUCAGCUCUGCUUUGCAUCCGGCUUAUCUCUCCUCGCCGCAUACCAUCGCUAGUAUCGGUAGCCUGCACAAUGCUAUCCACCCGAACAAAACGACUUUCCUGGAGACUUCAUACAUUCGUUUCAACGACCCUAAGCUCCCCGGCCCAGAGUGGGAGGUUGACUAUGCCAGGGUUGUACAAGCUCGUCCGAAAGAUAAGGAUGCAGAUUGGUUGUGGACCAAAAUGUAUGGCGAGUUUGCUGGCAGGAGAUAUGAUAUCUGCGGUCUGGGCUUGGAGGCAUGGAGAGAAUAA
Aureobasidium musti is the source of this 1131-nucleotide messenger RNA. NCBI's taxonomy places the organism in Eukaryota, Fungi, Ascomycota, Dothideomycetes, Dothideales, Saccotheciaceae. The record is from the annotation of a GenBank genome assembly.